GGGAAUCCCCAGGAGUUCCCAGAGACCGAGCAGGAGUGCAUCCCAGGGAUUUGCGGCCCCUGUGCGGGUCGAGGGAAAAGAAGGCACCCGAUUUCCCGUGGCGCCGUUGAAUUUCUCUGCUUCCAUCCUGCCAGACAGACUGUGACCCACAGCCCGAGUUGCUAAAACAACCACGGCCUCUGCUCCCGGCCCCUUCCUACCAACCGGCUGGGGCGGGUCUUCAGACCGCAGACACUAGGAGGAGAUCCAGGAUUAGCAGGGGGCGGGGCAUUGCUGCUCCUGGAGGCCCUGGAUCCUCUUAGGUCUAAAUCCCAGAGUCCGCACAAAUGGGCCCCCGACCGCAGCCUACUUUCAGGGAUGCAGAUCUAGACCGCAGCAGCCCCCAGCCAAGGCUUUGGGCUACCACAGCGCCUCCUUAUGGCUCAGCCUGGAAAUGCCAUUCCUUGCCUCCCGGUUCCCGUUCCGUAUCCUGUCUCUUUAAGGGGCUGGCUGCAUCGCGGAGCUGGGAGGACUAUACCACCGGCAGCAGGCUGUAGGGGGACAUAUUUCAAGUCGACUGGCUCUCCAAGCAGAGAUUCCAGCAAAAACCACCGUCCGAAGUGGCCCCGGGCCUCAGCUAGGUGGUCAUUUUCCUUGGUAGAGGACCUGGGGGCUCGUGAGCCCAAAAGGCUGCACUGGGGACAAAAAGUCGGGCACACCUUCCUGGUCGAGCCUCCCGGCCAGCCCCGAGCCCACCUCCCGGCUGAAUUCUUAAAGGGCCGGAGGUCUGGGGGGCGGAGCCAACAGAGGCGCCGCGCCGGGGUCCUGCCUGGGCGUAGGGCUGGAGCGAGCUCAGCUGGGUCCGGGAUGGCCGUGUCUCGCGCGAGUUCCUGAGCUGGUGCUGCAUUUCCUGCAGUUCCCAGCAUGCCGGCAGGCCUCGGCCCCACCUUCACACUGGCCCUGGUGCUGACAGUGGCGUGGGCCAUGGAGCUGAAGCCCACAGUGCCACCCAUCUUCACAGGCCGGCCCUUUGUGGUAGCCUGGGAUGUACCCACACAGGACUGUGGCCCACGCCACAAGGUGCCACUGGACCUGAAGGCUUUCGAUGUGGAGGCUUCACCCAAUGAAGGGUUUGUGAACCAGAGUAUCACCAUUUUCUAUUAUGACCGGCUAGGCCUGUACCCACACUUCAAUUCAGCUGGGAUGUCUGUACAUGGUGGUGUGCCACAGAACGGCAGCCUCCAGGAACACCUGGGGAUGCUGAGGAAACCUGUGGAACACUACAUUCGCACUCGGGAGCCCGCAGGACUGGCUGUCAUCGACUGGGAGCACUGGCGGCCUGUGUGGGUCCGCAACUGGCAGGACAAAGAUGUGUAUCGCCAGUGGUCUCGCCAGCUGGUGGCUAGUCGUCACCCUAACUGGCCGAAAGACCGGAUAGUCAAACAGGCACAAUAUGAAUUUGAGUUUGCUGCGCGGCAGUUCAUGCUGAAGACACUACACUACGUCAAGUCAGUCAGACCUCAGCAUCUCUGGGGCUUCUACCUCUUUCCUGACUGCUACAAUCAUGAUUACGUGCAGAACUGGGAGAGCUACACAGGCCGCUGCCCUGAUGUUGAGGUGGCUCGCAAUGAUCAGCUGGCCUGGCUGUGGGCUGAGAGCACGGCCCUCUUUCCCUCUGUCUACCUAGAUGAGACACUGGCUUCCUCUGCUCACGGCCGCAACUUUGUCAGCUUCCGUGUCCAGGAGGCCCUUCGUGUGGCCCAUAGCCAUCAUGCCAGUCAUGCACUCCCUGUCUACGUCUUCACACGACCCACCUAUACCCACACCAGCAGGCUCACAGGGCUUAGUGAGAUGGACCUCGUUUCUACCAUCGGUGAGAGUGCAGCCCUUGGUGCAGCUGGUGUCAUCCUCUGGGGCAACUCCUCAAGUAUGGAGACUUGCCAGUACCUCCAGAAUUACCUGACUGAUCUGCUGGUUCCCUAUGUAGUGAAUGUGUCCUGGGCCACCCAGUACUGUAGCUGGGCCCAGUGCCAUGGCCACGGGCGCUGUGUGCGCCGCAAUCCCACCUCUAAUACCUUCCUGCACCUCAACACCAGCAGCUUCCGCCUAGUGCCUGGAAGGACACCUGAUGAACCUCAGCUGCGACCUGAGGGAGAGCUCAGCCGAGCUGACCUCAACUACCUGAGGACACACUUUCGCUGCCAGUGCUACUUGGGCUGGGGUGGUGAGCAGUGCCAGGACUAUGGGCGUGCCACUGGAGGUGCCAGUGGGGGCUGGGCUGGGUCCUACCCCACCAUCCUCCUGGCUCUGAAAGCCAUAGCCCUUACCUGGACCUUGUAGUGGUCUCCUACCUGGCUACCAAGCCAAUUGGCCUCUGCUACAAGGCUCUCCAGGGCAUGAAGGAGCCUGUAGGGGUAAGACAAACUGGAAACUGGAGGGGGCAGAGCCCCCAGGAUGCCCAGUAGGGCAUCCAUACCACCUGCCACACCCCCGUUCUAUGGGGGAGGAGAAAUCCUGAGAGGCCCUUUCUCUCCCUGCCAAAGGGAGGAUACAGUUGGGCUGGGGAGGGCCUGACCCUACUCCCUUACCCGUGGAUAGUUUAUUAUUAUUAUUAUUUUGGGGUCUCUUUUGUAAAUUAAAUACAAAACAACUGUUUCA
Molecule: messenger RNA, 2637 nt
Organism: Octodon degus (degu)
Lineage: Eukaryota; Metazoa; Chordata; Mammalia; Rodentia; Octodontidae
Gene: Hyal2
Product: hyaluronoglucosaminidase 2
Exons: 4
Coding region: 904-2319 (471 amino acids)
Biological process (GO): hyaluronan catabolic process; carbohydrate metabolic process
Molecular function (GO): hyalurononglucosaminidase activity; hyaluronoglucuronidase activity
Source: RefSeq, a predicted model, not a curated record